UCGUGAUCAUUAUUUACGGAAGUACUGCCUCUGAACUCAAGCAGUACUGCACCAUAUCAGUGAUCAUUUAUAUUUGUUACAAAUAUUAUAAACGCUUCGAGCUCGAGCGAUAUCACUGCCAGGAUAGCGCUCUCCUCUCGCUUGCAGGAGCUAACGGUUGACCGGAAACAAGUGAACGUUCGCAGCCGUUGACACGGUGCUAACUUAGCUAGCGCUUUAACUGAAAAUACUGAACCGACACUGAUGUAAUUUCCACCCCCGUUUCUCAGGUUGUCGGUGUCAGUGUGUUUAGAAGUCAUAUGAGGCCUGUUUGAUAGAAGAAUAAUUGCUAUUAAAAUAUUAAUUAUAUGGCAGUCUUUAGUGGAAGUGUUGACGAAAGCUAACCGCCUGCUAACGUGCUAACUAGCCACACAAACGCUAGUGUUGAACCAUGGGGGCCGAACAGAGCGGAGAUGCGGAGCACAAACACUCCGACUACAGCUCCUCUGUGGUACCGUCUCCAGCAAAGCAGAAGGCGAAGAUGGAUGACAUUGUCGUCGUGGCACAGGGGACCCAGUCGAUGAGAAAUAUUCACAACGACCCUGAUGUUAUAAAGCUUCAAGAAAUCCCCACGUUUCAGCCUCUUUUGAAAGGAGUGCUGAGUGGUCAAACCUCACCGAGCACUGUGUGCCUGGAAAGGUUGGAUGCUGCUCAAGUGAUGCAGCUCUGCGUGCGAUAUCAGGACCAUCUUCAUCAGUGUGCUGAGGCCGUGGCCUUUGACCAGAAUGCCCUGGUUAAGAGGAUCAAAGAGAUGGACUUGUCUGUAGAAACGUUGUUCAGCAUCAUGCAGGAGCGCCAGAAACGCUACGCCAAGUACGCUGAGCAGAUCCAGAAGGUCAACGAGAUGUCAAUGAUCCUGAGACGCAUCCAGAUGGGCAUUGACCAGACGAUACCACUGAUGGAGCGCCUUAACAACAUGCUGCCUGAGAGCGAGCGCCUGGAGCCCUUCAGUAUGAGGCCUGAUGGGGAAUCUGCCACCAAGUAGCCUCCUUAAAGACACCACAGCUGCUUCUUACAUGAGUCUCCGUUCAAGCCCUUUAUCCAGGAGAGAGUGCAGGUCUGUCCAACUGUAGGGAUACUUGUAAGCCUUUUUAUAGAAGUAGAGCGAAAGUGUAAAUGUGCCACAAAACAGCUCAAGGUCAUUUAAACUCUUUUGUUCUCUCACUGUGGGACACUUUCUUUUUGUGACUAUCUUAGUGAUCUCCUAAAAAACAACAUUACAUCUCAUCUCUGAGCUGUUCGUGUCCUUAACAUGCCUGUUUAGUUUAUUCUACAAAAAUGCUCUAGUUUUCAUUUCAGCUUUUUGCAGGAGAAACUGUAAUGAAAAACCUCUCUGUCUAGCAUUUGUUGUUGGAAUCAGAUCCAGCUGCAGAGAUGACAGGCAUUUAAAUUAAUUGUAUAGAAAAACCAGUUAUCCCACUGGUUAUAAAGAGGCAUUAAAUAUGAUUUGUUUCAUAGCAUCUUAAAACUUCUCAUAUGGAAUUCAGUGCAGUAAGUUUUGCUGAGGACAAAGGCUCUUAAUCAUUAGCAUUAAAUAUCCUAACCAUUGCUAUCAGCUACCCCUGCUCUCCUGGAGCAGUUGCUCAAAUACUCUCCAACUGCAGACUGUUUGGAGAUUAUUACUUAACCCGUCUUUUCAAUGCUGCAGGCUGGAUUCACUCCAAGUACACACUGUUCUUACUUACGUUACCAGCAUGAAAAGAAAUUUAACACUUACGCCGGAGUCAGAAUGAACUCCACAUGCUCAAAACGGCGUCCUGCAGGUGUUGCCAGUUUCCAGAACUCGUAUAGUGGUAUGACACAAAAGAAUCUCAUAAUUCCCCUGCUGCUCUGGAGAUUUGUGCCCAGGAACCCGUGGAUUCGUUUUGGAUCUUUCACAUCACGAUUUAUGAUAUUUGUGAACCCCGUAUUCAUCUCACUCCUUCUCCACAUGCCUUGGAUUUUUAUUUUUAAUCCGGAACAAUAUCCAUGCAUCAUUUUUGGAUCGUACCACAUGGUAAACUAGGAUUUAUUGCCAGUGGAUUGCAUAAGAACUUCUGAUGUCUGUACAGUGGAAGCAAAAUGAGAACCCUGUUCUUGGACUCAGGAUGGUUUUGAUAAACUGAACUUGAACUUUAUUUUUGUGAUGAGAGGAUUUAAUUUAUUUGGGUACUUUUGCCCUAACAUUUGUGUCAAAUCUGUUUGCAUGCAAAGCAAACUGCUGUACAAAGAUCCAGAUGCUUCAUUUGGCCAUCAGAUUCUGAUGAAAAUGAUUGGUGCAUGUUUGGACAGAAACAUUUUUAGAAAUUUGCCACACUUUGAAGACACAAAACCAGGUUUUCAGCAUUAAUGUUAACUGUUUGUUAGCUUGUUACAGUGAUAACCAAGCAUCACAUAUACCAAAGAUUCACAAACAGAACCCCCACUGUAGAAACAGUUGGUCAUGUUACACAAAAGGGAUUCAAUAAAUUCAGUACAACA
This is a messenger RNA of Cheilinus undulatus (humphead wrasse), 2499 nucleotides long. RefSeq names its product BLOC-1 related complex subunit 5 (gene borcs5). Lineage: Eukaryota; Metazoa; Chordata; Actinopteri; Labriformes; Labridae. Bases 431 to 1024 code for a protein of 197 amino acids. The transcript has 4 exons. Gene Ontology annotation, cellular component: BORC complex; synaptic vesicle membrane; cytoplasmic side of lysosomal membrane. The record is from RefSeq and is a predicted model, not a curated record. Gene Ontology annotation, biological process: positive regulation of anterograde synaptic vesicle transport; lysosome localization; organelle transport along microtubule.